Molecule: messenger RNA, 1404 nt
Organism: Brettanomyces bruxellensis
Lineage: Eukaryota; Fungi; Ascomycota; Pichiomycetes; Pichiales; Pichiaceae
Exons: 1
Coding region: 1-1404 (467 amino acids)
Source: RefSeq, a predicted model, not a curated record
AUGGCAAACAAAUACAGACCCAAGAAAAUAAUCAAGUCUUAUUAUCGAAAAUAUACUUACGGUGUUUCAUGCCUCAAGGAUGAAAACAACAACCUUUAUCCAAUAGAUGAGCAACUUUUUACUUCAGGGUGUGGACCAGAUUUUAAGGAAACAAAAUGGGAACUGAAUUACGAUAAGUAUGAUCCAUCACUUGUAUUUCAGAAGCGUUGGUAUGGCGAGGUGUGGCCGGUAUCCAAAUUUCAGAAAAUAGAUGUUUUAGAAGUGGCGCUAGCUUUAAAGCGUGGCCUCACUGUACUGCCUCCUUGGCUAGAAAUACAAUAUGAAAGGCAAAACGAGAACAGAAAAAUGGAAAGGGAGGGAAUGAAACUUCCUUUUGAGAUAAUAGUGAAAAUAUUAGAAUUUACAGAACCAAAAGAAAGGACGAAACAACUCCUCAUCUGUAGAUCCAUAUAUUGCAUACUUCUUCGGAACAUAUACUGUUACCCGAAAUUGGAUAGUACAAAUUUCAAUCCUUUUGUUGAGUUACUGACUUGUCGGGAGAACAAGGGUAGAUUUGACCAUUUUGUGGAGGUGUUGGAUCUUUCUAAUAUAAUACAAGUUGCUAAGACGUCAUACGUGGGAAAAUUAAUUAGAAGAUGUUCUGCAUCAUUGCAGAUAUUUAUAUCAUCUCAGUCGAACUUUGGCUUGACAUCACUUAUCAGCUUGAGAAAUUGCGAAAAACUAAAAAUUUUGGAUUUAAGUUUGGUUUCUGGACAAGUUGAUUUGAAGGAACUUUUUCGAUGUAUCUGCAACUUACAUGCUUUAGAGCAGCUCUCAUUCCCAAGAUCAUCAAUCAGGUGUGAAGAUUAUCAAUUUGAUUGGCCCCAGAAUUUAUGGUAUUUAAAACUUCAGGGGGGAAUCACGGACGACUUCUUAAUGAAUUCUGUUUUUCCUUCUACAAUUAGAUCUUUGGAGUUUGCACACUGCCCCAAUGUAAGUGAUGAAGGAGCAAAUGAUAUUUUGAGCAAGAUUGGGUUCCAGUUAGAACGACUUUCUGUUUUUUAUCCCAUGCCCAUGCUUUCUGGAGAGGGAUUUAACUUUGCAUUGCUUUAUUGUCCCAAUUUAAAGAUGCUUUAUGCUAGUAUUUCAUACAUAUCUAACAAUCUUUUCAGAAUGGAAUAUUUGCCACCACUUGCUGACAAGGAUAGACCCUUGAAGCAUAUUAUUAUAGAUUCUCCGGGACAAGCUGGUGAGGGUGCAAAAAUAGAUCCUGAUGAAAUUACAUCUGCAAUUUGCGGUGACCGGCUUCCUUGUUUGCAUUCGCUGACAUAUAGUAAGCAUUUAGGAUGGAAUAUCACGAGUGAUGAGAUUCAAGAUUUGGUAUUUGAGAUGGAGAACCGUGGAGGUGAAGUGUAUCAGAUGUGA